UAUGUAAAAUUGUUAAACAUAAAUCAUUAUGAAAAUGAAAACAAAUAUUAUUUUAGUAAUAAUUUUUAUGUUAUACACCAAUUGUUUAUGUCAAUUCUAUGUAUUUGAUGAUGACGUGCCAUCACUAUCGGAAGCUGAUGAACGAAUUAUAAAUUUGACUUUGCUGACAAGAAAUGUUCUAGAACAUUAUCAAAACCCAGAUCCUGUAGGAUUACCUGAAGCUAUAGUACCACCAUACUCAGAUCCUGAACCAAUACCUGAUAAUGAAAGUCCUUUGUGGAGUAUGUAUAAUUCAACAAUGAGAGGACAUUCAAAAUUCAGACUAAAAAAACUAUACGUAAAUAUAGUUGAUUUACAGUUAGAAUUUGGAAUAUCAAUCGAUACAUUAGUAGUAGUAGGUAAUUAUUCUUAUUGGAAAAUGUAUGAUGGAUAUUAUAAUGUGACGCUCAUACAACUUCAUAUUGAUGGUCACUUAAGCUUAAAAGUAAGUGAAUCAGGACACCUGGAGACUAAUAAUUUGAAUAUGAAUAUGAAUUAUGAGAGUUUACACAUGGAUACAGAUAAGAUAAAUAUACCAUUUUAUGAUACAUUUGUUAAUAGUUUUACAAAUUUUGUUGUUCAAACUAUUAAGCCCAUCAUUAUGAAACUGAUAAAUGUAAUGAUAAAAGAAGAACUUGAUCAAAAAAUGAAACAUUUUAAACGUUUUCCAAACACAAUACCACCUGUAGACUUAUUGAUAGCUGAGAGUCGCCAACAAAUAAAAUCAAUGGGAUAUGAUCCAUGGCACAUAGAAGACUUAGUGAAUGCAGUAAAUUUCAAUAUAUUUAGUUUGGAUGUCAAUGAAAUAUGGAUAUCUGGCCUAUCAAGUAUAUAUAGAUUAGGAGAUAUUCACGUAAGUAUACAGAAUCAAACAAUUAUAUCAGUCAUACAUAUAGGAACUCAGGAACUAAAAGGGCAUUGUCAAUGGAAAAUUGGAGCAGCAGGAGUACUAAAAACCACAGGUAUUUUAAGUUUUUCAAUUGAUUAUAUACAGCUAGAGGCCAAUGUGACUCAACCAAUGGACACAAGAUUAGCUCCAUUUUUAAAUAAAUUUGGUUUAUCAGUAGGAAAUAUUCAAUUGCGUAUGGAUGGAGCAGGUACAAUUGAUUAUUUAGCAGAAGCACUUGUUAAUAUUUUUCCAAAUAUUUUAAGAAAUAAAAUAGUAGAUGCAAUGGAACUUCCCAUUAAAAAAAGAAUACAGGACUUUUUAGAUAAAGUUGACGUGCAAGAAAAAAUAGAACAAAGAAUUCCUCCAAUAAUAGAUAAAAUGAUGGAACAUAAUAUUACAGACAUAUUUAAAGAGAACGAAAUAUUACAUGAAGAUAUUAUUAUUGUUAGUAAGGAAGAUUUUUGAAAAGAUGUCAGAAAACAAUCAAAACUGAUAAUAAAAUGUAAAAUACUAUUUAACUAUGAUAAGUGGAACUUAAUUUAAAAAUAUUUUAAA
Molecule: messenger RNA, 1483 nt
Organism: Melanaphis sacchari
Lineage: Eukaryota; Metazoa; Arthropoda; Insecta; Hemiptera; Aphididae
Exons: 3
Coding region: 29-1393 (454 amino acids)
Molecular function (GO): lipid binding
Source: RefSeq, a predicted model, not a curated record